AUGGCACAGAAAUUACAGUACAGCCCGCUUCUCAACGACGAUAUUCGAGUCAUCCAACUGCUCACGCAGGUCGAUGAUCCGGUCCACGCGACAGGACCUGUACACUGCAAGCUCGUACAUGUUUCACUCGAUGACUCGCAUCGGGUUGACAGCAGCAAGACUGCGCUCAAGGGCUCUGAUGGCGUCUGGCCCGUGACGGUAGCCAAUGCCGUUGACAACGAGUCCGGCACGUCGCAGCCGGUGAACUACGGCGCGCUUUUUGAAGCAGGGUUAGCGGAACGCAUGAUCCCGUUCGCUCGCCUUCCAGAAACACCAUACUUCGAGAGACCCAACUUUCUCAAGGCAAAAGCCAAAUCUCAGCACAGGGCACCAGCGUGGGACCCGAGCAAGGAUCCGGAGGCGGACCUGCCUUGGCGGUACACCUGGGGUGAUUUUGUCGCUUUAUCCUAUGUCUGGGGAGACCAAUCUAUUAGGAAGGACAUAUAUGUCAAUGGCGUGCCUAUGUCCGUGACAGCCAGUCUGGAGUCGGCUUUAAGAGAGUUGCGAAACCAUAUGCGGAUACAGCAGGGCUUCUACGUGUGGGUCGACGCGCUAUGUAUCAACCAAGAAGAUAUGGAUGAACGCGGGGUUCAGGUCGGGCGGAUGAAGGAAAUCUACCAUACGGCAUGGCAUGUUGUUAUAUGGCUCGGUCCUGAGGCUCAUCGUAGCGAUUUAGCGAUGCUGGCACUCCGAUACAUGAGUGUUGAGUCGGAACGAGGCGAUGUACUGUCCAAACUUUACAAAAGGGUCGAAUUCUACAUCGUCCGAUUGCCCUAUAUGCAAUGGAAGCACGAACACAGGUCCCUGCUAAUACGCAAAGGCGUGCUCAACGCUAUCCAUCACUUACUUUCCAGGCCAUACUGGCGUAGGCUCUGGAUUAUCCAAGAAGUUGUCCUGGGAUCCACAAACUCGCCCGUACUUUGUGGCGGCAGUUCUAUCCUGAUUAGGGAUAUUUUCAAGUCUCUACAGGUUAUGAAAGGAGAUGGCGACGCACUUGGCCAAUACAUCAUUAUGUCUGCCAGGGGCAACAGUACGCUUGGACGGAAAUGGAAUAUCACGGAAGACACCUACGAGAUCUCAGAGAAGCUAUGGGAAAGACCGGUCGCGAUGGCGAUUCUGCAAGCCUUGGACACGAACCUGGCGACAACGAAUAGAGGCGUAUACGACGCCCUACUCCUGAGUCGCGAAGCCAAGGCCACCGACGAAAGGGACCGCGUCUACGGCAUCCUCGGCCUGCCCCAUCUCGCGCGACUCGUCAAAAUUAACCCCGACUAUAAUCUCACCGCAGCCCAAACCUUCACCAUGUUCUCAGCGCGCCUCCUCUCAAGCGGCAACCUAAACGGCCUACGACUCGUGAACAGCCCCGUACCGCCCAUCGGAACGCAAUACCUAAAAUCGACGCACUUCUCGCGCCCGCGCAAGCCCAGAUUAGUCCACGGCCACCGCACCAUCCACCGCGGCUGCGAGCACGGCCUGCCCUCCUGGGUAAUCUGCUGGUCGUGCCCGCGCAACCCGGCGCAACCCUUCGACAACCGGUCCAGCGCGCUCUCGCCCCUCACAUCCCCAUCCCUCCCUUCAUCCGCGCCGCCCCGGAUAACAGACGACCGGCUCCUUACGGCCCAAGGCGUAAUAUUCGAAGAAAUCACAAGCCUAAGCGCCUGCCACGCAACCGAAUCCUCGAAAACGUACCCCCUUUCCUCGUCCUCCCCUCCGCCCAGCCCCUACGGCACACGAACCCAGACGCGCGAAGCGCUCGCACGUCUCUUCACCGGCAACGAUCCAGCAGGCUCUGACCCUAGCCUGCUCCUCCUCCCGCGGCUCUGGCAGACGGGCAUCAUGGGCGUGGACACGACGAACGUAUUCGGGGUGAAAGACUUCUACUACCGCAACCGGUCGCUGCGGCUAUGGGACGCAUGGACCAUCGACACGCUGAUCCGCGAGCCGAAGGGGGCUUUAGACAAGCGCGUCCGCGCCGGCGCGAGCACCGCGCCUAAGCUCGCGCGGCUCACGCCCGGACACCACGACGUGAUGGCCGCCGCCAUGCGGAUGCUGGCCUGGCGGCGCCUCGUGACUACGCGGAGCGGGUACAUGGGCCUUGUGCCUGCCGCGACGCGGGCCGGCGACGUGAUCGCCGUGCUGGUCGGGUGCGAUGCGCCGCUCGUGCUGAGGCCGGAGUCCGAGGGGCGGUAUUCGGUCGUCGGCGAGGCCCGGGAAGCGCAGGUCAAUGCUCGCCUAGAGUCUACGUCAAAGAAUCUUGAGGCUCUACUGGAGCGAAAGAAUAUCUUGGAGCACCCGCCCAAUUAUGAAGAGUUGAGAUACACGGACGUAGAGGAACAACUUCGAAAAAUUAGAGAAGAGAUCUCUAAGCUGGUUAAGAAGAAGCGUGCGCUACGGACCGAAUUAGCAGAGCUCCGGAAGAAUAAAUGA
This is a messenger RNA of Annulohypoxylon truncatum, 2466 nucleotides long. RefSeq names its product HET-domain-containing protein. The transcript is spliced from 2 exons. Bases 1 to 2466 code for a protein of 821 amino acids. NCBI's taxonomy places the organism in Eukaryota, Fungi, Ascomycota, Sordariomycetes, Xylariales, Hypoxylaceae. The record is from RefSeq and is a predicted model, not a curated record.